Messenger RNA from Scomber japonicus (chub mackerel), 1269 nucleotides. RefSeq names its product B-cell receptor CD22-like. Bases 1 to 1269 code for a protein of 422 amino acids. Gene Ontology annotation, biological process: cell-cell adhesion. The record is from RefSeq and is a predicted model, not a curated record. The transcript is spliced from 7 exons. NCBI's taxonomy places the organism in Eukaryota, Metazoa, Chordata, Actinopteri, Scombriformes, Scombridae. Gene Ontology annotation, cellular component: membrane.
AUGACAUCAGGAAGCCAACUUAGGAACCCUAACAUCGAGAAGGCUCUUCUUUUCCACAAUGUUCUCUGGCAGGAACUCAAAAUGAAUAAACAACCUCAUGUGUCACGAAGACGAACCACUGGCAACAAAACAGACAGCUAUUCCUGUGCUGUUACAGGAUAUGAGGAUUUCCCCUCUCCUUCAGUUUAUGGUCCAAAGCUUCCCUCUGUGUCACUGAGUCCCUCUGCUGAGAUAGUGGAGGGCAGUUCAGUGACUCUGACCUGUAGCAGUGAUGCUAACCCAGCAGCUAAAUACACCUGGUACAAGAAGAAUGUAAAUCCAGACCUUCAACCUCUCAGUAAAGAACCACAGCUUGUCUUCAGCUCCAUCCAGUCCUCUGACUCUGGAGAGUAUUACUGUACAGCUGAGAACCAGCUGGGGAAGAGGACAUCUGAAUACAUCUUUAUUGAUGUGAAAUAUGCUCCAAAGCUUCCCUCUUUGUCAGUGAGUCCAUCUGCUGAAAUAGUGGAAGGCAGUUCAGUGAAUCUGACCUGUAGCAGUGAUGCUAACCCAGCAGCUAAUUACACCUGGUACAAGGAGAACCAAACACUGCUUCAAAGGUCAGACGGACAUUUUCAUUUCACCUCCAUCAGUUCUGAGGACAGAGGGAUCUACUGCUGCAAGUCUGAGAAUGAAUAUGGACUGAUCAAAUCUUCAUUUCUAUUCAUUGAUGUCCAGUAUGCUCCAAAGCUUCCGUCUGUGUCAGUGAGUCCCUCUGGUGAAAUCAUUGAGGGCAGUUCAGUGACUCUGACCUGUAGCAGUGAUGCUAACCCAGCAGCUAAUUACACCUGGUACAAGCAGAAUGUAAAUCCAGACCUUCAAGCUCUCAGUAAAGAACCACAGCUUGUCUUCAGCUCCAUCCAGCCCUCUGACUCUGGAGAGUAUUACUGUACAGCUGAGAACCAGCUGGGGAAGAGGACAUCUGAAUACAUCUUUAUUGAUGUGAAAUAUGCUCCAAAGCUUCCCUCUGUAUCAGUGAGUCCCUCUGCUGAGAUAGUGGAGGGCAGUUCAGUGAAUCUGACCUGUAGCAGUGAUGCUAACCCAGCAGCUAAUUACACCUGGUACAAGGAGAAUGAAGACUCACCAAAAGCAUCAGGACAGAUCUUCACCAUCACUGAUGUCAGACCUGAACACAGUGGGAAUUAUUACUGUGAAGCCCAGAACAGAAGAGGACGUCAUAACUCCACCUUACAUCUGACUGAAGAACAAAGCUCUGAGCUCCACGACUGA